AUGGUGAAACAUUACGACAUAUUAAUCAUUUCAUAUUCUCGCGAGAGGAGCGUGCGAGUGGCCGAGGCUUUGCAGCAGACGGAGGGAGAAGGCAGCAGCAUCAUGGCGGACAGAGACAGUGGAAGUGAGCAGGGAGGAGCACCGGGCCCAGGCUUCGGAUCCAUGCACUCAGCGAGCGGAGGGGCGGGCUCGGCUUCCGGCCUCCAACAUGAGACACAAGAGCUGGCGUCCAAACGAGUUGACAUCCAAAACAAGCGCUUCUAUUUGGACGUAAAGCAAAACGCAAAAGGCCGCUUCUUAAAGAUAGCAGAAGUCGGGGCCGGUGGAAACAAGAGCCGCCUCACUCUCUCUAUGUCCGUGGCAGUCGAGUUUCGAGACUAUUUGGGGGAUUUCAUCGAGCAUUACGCUCAGCUGGGACCAAGCAACCCGGGUCUGGUGCAAGACGAGCCGCGGAGAGCGCUCAAGAGCGAGUUCCUGGUGAGGGAGAAUCGAAAAUACUACAUGGAUCUGAAAGAGAACCAGAGGGGACGCUUUCUGAGGAUCCGACAGACCGUCAACCGGGGGCCUGGUUUGGGAUCCACGCAGGGCCAGACCAUCGCACUGCCUGCACAGGGACUUAUUGAGUUUCGUGACGCUUUGGCCAAACUUAUUGACGAUUACGGCGUGGAGGACGAGCCUGCGGAGUUGCCCGAAGGGUCAUCAUUGACUGUGGACAACAAGAGAUUUUUCUUCGAUGUUGGGUCCAAUAAGUAUGGAGUGUUCAUGAGGGUCAGCGAGGUGAAGCCCACGUACCGCAACUCGAUAACGGUACCCUACAAAGUAUGGUCCAAAUUUGGGAAUACAUUCUGUAAAUACGCGGAUGAGAUGAAGAAGAUACAGGAGAAACAGCGAGAGAAAAGGUCAUGUGAGCUACAGCAAGAGGAGAUGCCGGCUGAUGAUGGAGAUGACGAUUGA
This is a messenger RNA of Knipowitschia caucasica, 954 nucleotides long. The record is from the annotation of a GenBank genome assembly. NCBI's taxonomy places the organism in Eukaryota, Metazoa, Chordata, Actinopteri, Gobiiformes, Gobiidae.